This is a messenger RNA of Morus notabilis, 1029 nucleotides long. RefSeq names its product transcription factor bHLH162. Gene Ontology annotation, molecular function: protein dimerization activity; RNA polymerase II transcription regulatory region sequence-specific DNA binding; DNA-binding transcription factor activity, RNA polymerase II-specific. The transcript is spliced from 3 exons. Gene Ontology annotation, cellular component: RNA polymerase II transcription regulator complex. The record is from RefSeq and is a predicted model, not a curated record. Lineage: Eukaryota; Viridiplantae; Streptophyta; Magnoliopsida; Rosales; Moraceae. Gene Ontology annotation, biological process: regulation of transcription by RNA polymerase II. Bases 159 to 722 code for a protein of 187 amino acids.
UAAAAGGCAAAUAAAUGCCUGCAACAAAAGCGAAUUUCAGACCAACGAAUUUGAAUUAAAAAUAGUAUAUAUUAUUUUUGUGAAAGUAGAAUAAUAGUAUAGUUUUCUGUUGGUGAGUAUUAGGGCUGCAGGGCUAGUGUCCAAAAGAGAAUAAUAAUAUGGAUAAGCAGCCCAACCCUAGCUCAUCGUCAUCAAGAACUGACAGGAAAACCAUUGAGAGAAACAGGAGAAAUCAAAUGAAGGUCCUUUACUCCAAGCUCAAUUCUCUCGUACCCCAUCAAACCUCUUCAAAGGAAGUGAUAUCACUGCCGGAUCAGCUAGAUGAGGCCGCAACCUACAUAAAGAAGCUACAAGUGAGCUUGGAGAAGAUGAAGGAGAAGAAAAACAGCUUAAAGGGGAUAGAAAAGAGUACUGGUAAUUAUUUUAAUAAUGAUGUUGGUAUGGGAAGCCAAAAAUGGCCUCAAAUUGAGGUUCAUGAAAAAGGGCCGGCUUUGGAGGUUGUUCUGAUUACUGGGUUGGAUUGCCAAUUCAUGUUUAACGAAACGAUUCGCGUUCUUCACGAAGAAGGAGCCGACAUUGUCAAUGCCAGUUUCUCAGUUGUCAAUGAAGAUACAGUUUACCACACCAUACACUGCAAAAUUGGAGAGCUCGAUCCAAGUUCUGGGGCUGCAAAGAUAUCUGAGAGGCUAAAGAAGUUUGUGGAUGAAACAAAUGCUUCUUGAUCAAGAUAUCAGCAUGAUAUAUAAUGAUGAUUAUGAUCGCUGCUUGUGAUGAGUAAAGGAAAUGUAAUGUGUGGGACUAAGUUUGGCUUCCUAUUUUUGUAAGUCUUUUUAGUAGGUCUAUCUGGAUUAAGCGAGUCCAUACGUUCUUAAUUAUUUACCAAUUUUGAGAGCCUUCUUGUAUUUCCAGAAAUAUUGGCUCUAUAUAUAAUGAUAAUGAUUAAUGAAGCUGGCUAGCUUUAGUAGAGCUAUGUUUCACUAUUAUCGUGUGUAUCAUAUGUAUAUCGAACAAUUAUUAGCAAAUAAUAUU